This is a messenger RNA of Annulohypoxylon truncatum, 2854 nucleotides long. RefSeq names its product heterokaryon incompatibility protein-domain-containing protein. The record is from RefSeq and is a predicted model, not a curated record. The coding region runs from base 211 to 2301 and encodes 696 amino acids. Lineage: Eukaryota; Fungi; Ascomycota; Sordariomycetes; Xylariales; Hypoxylaceae. The transcript has 3 exons.
UUUGGAAUGGCAUCGCAUUCGCCGCAUCCUUUAAGCAGGGAGAAUUUAUCAAAUACAUGAAGGUUAUUAGGGCUAUCUUGAAAUAAUAUUUACCACUAACACAGCCCCCAGCAGUCAGAAUCUCAGUAGCAGAAUACACGAGGUAUCACGGCAAGCCGGGCGUUAACGUAAUGAUUCUCAACUAUAUCUAGCUUAACGUCCCCUUCGCUCAUGCUUAAUAGUUACUAUCUUUACUUACCUAGGUACACAAUGUCGACUCCAGAUAUUAUGCCCCAAUUUGAGCCUAUAAUACUGGUUGAUAUGCGAUUAAAGUCUGUCGAUGCUAUUAUGGAAGAUCUUUCAAAGCGAGAUUCUCGGUUUCGUUUCAUUAAAGAGUCAUAUGACGAGUUUCUCUACGGAGAAUUCGGAUUGCAUCAAGUCAUAAGGCAGCUGAAAACUUCCAUUUCGAACUCGCCAGAGCCCGAUCGAUGGCCUGAGGACCUCAACCAGAGAAAAUAUCCAAGCCUAUUAUUUCAGGAAAACCCUUUUAACUAUUUAUGGGUCAUCUUCUACGACAUCGUCACUACUGCGAUUUACGAGCUUCUUAAUGUGUUUGACAUUGACAUUACUCUUCAACAGGCUCUGGAAGUAAUGGAAGAUCGAAGCAGGGCUGUUGUACUCUUGGAAGCUUUGAAUGAGAAGUCAAAGGCCCUAUCACCACAGCCAGCCAAGCCAUUUCCACUCAAUAAACCGGUUCUGAAUCCGCCCAAGGAAGAUGGUUACCGACAUCCAAACCGUCUCGAAUCGACGAACAUCAGAGUCCUAUGCAUACAACCCGGUCCUAAGGAAAGCCCUAUACAAUGCAGCCUCGAAGAGCGCAAUCUCGAUAACGAUAUAAUUGAAGAGGCUUUGUCUUAUGUCUGGGGUAAACCUUUAUUCGAUAAGGCUAUUGAUAUCGAUGGAAGUUCAUUUGACAUAACCACGAAGCUAAACGAUAUCCUCCGGAGCUUACGCCACGAAGAUGUCACCCGGAAGAUCUGGAUCGACGCAAUUUGCAUAAAUCAAUCAGAUCUCGAAGAGAAAAGCCAUCAAGUCCGACUCAUGAGAGAUAUCUACUCGAAGGCGCAGAAAACAAGCAUCUGGCUGGGCGACUGGCCCACCGAGCAAAUGAUUACCGAGUCAGACUUCGUGAGAGAUCCCCUAAAUGUUGUUGCCACCGUGCCCGAAGGCUUCGGAAAUUCGGUGGACCAGUACGAUAUUGCAAGUAUACUUGACGAAUACCUCAAGUGUCAGACAGAUAUUAGUGCUUGGGACGAAAAGCAAUUAUCACUGGGCACAAUGCUUAUGCGCUGUGUGAAUAUCAUUUUGAUGCACGAGUGGUGGGAGAGAGUAUGGACGAUACAAGAAGCUGCGUUGCCGCCGAAUGAACCAAUUAUACAUCUCCGUGGCUAUCAAUUCCCGUUUGGCACCUUGAUAUCGGCCAUGGAUGCUGCUGCUAAAAUAGACGAUGAAUGGAAAUCAAUUCCCGACACCUUUAUAACGGCAAAUAGGGAUAAUGACAUGUAUAUUGCGUUCGUCUCCCAAAUCAUUCACUGGCGAGAAAGGCAAAUAUACGAUAAUCUAUUUCUCCUUAUGCUUCGCCCAGAGAAACGGAAACAAGUGCAUCUGUCAAACCCGCAGGACAGAUUAUUUCAAUUUGUCCUUAGAGCAGCCGAUAGCUACCGCGCUACCGACCCACGUGAUAAAAUAUUUGCACUGGAGUCUCUCCUAAUCAGAAGCAUAGGGCGACUCAUGAACGUGGAUUAUAACGAAUCUACCGACGCUGUAUUCAAACGCGCCACAGCUCGAGGCUGGAAUCAGUCGGCAGGAGCCGCGAUCUGCUGUUACAAAUUAUCCGUCGAGCAGUAUAAUAGCCUCGACGAUGGCGCCUUAGGCCCUUCUUGGGUUCACGAUUUGGCUUGUUCCGAUGCAAUCACACCUCAUAGAUUCAUCCUCCGUAUUAAAGAUAGAGGUCCUCCUAUAUGCGGCGUCUCACGUGAGCAGACUAAAUGCUUCGCAACUCCAAGGUCUCUCUUUUGCUCGGGGGUUUCUAUAAGCACUGUUUAUUACAAGGAGCGGUUUCCAGACUUAAGAGAAGGCGGUGUUAAAAUUUACACCCAAUUCACAUCACGUUUUCUUGAACAAGCAGGCCGAAAGAUUUUGAGGCUCGAAAGACAAAUGCAAGAUACUACAAGAGACAUUACGGCAAGAAGAACCGGAGAUUCAGGUCCGUCAAUCAAUACAGAGACAGAAAGAUUAAGUAAGGAUUGUCAUAUAAGCUAGCUCAUGACACAUGUCAAAAGAAACCUAGUCGAGACUAAACUAACGUAUGAUGGGAAAGCAGGACCCGAACUCCCAACCUUUGAUGAGAUUGAUGCGCUUUUAACUCUAGGCAUACCUUUACAGAAAUGGGCUCUAGGACCUACACACGAGAUUUUUCGCAAUUAUCUCGACUCCCUAUUUCUUGCACUUACUGGGGCGUAUGCAUUCAUGACAAUGGAUGGGAUCAUGGGACUUGCUACAGCACGCGUAGAAGAGGGAGACAUCCUCUCCAUUAUCUGUUCAUACCCAUGCUAUGUAAUUCUUAGGGAGAUGAGGCAUGAGGAUGGUGGAUCAAGGGAUGCGGUAAAACAUCGAAUUGUUGCACGUGCGACUAUCACAGAAAACCAAGAGAAGAUGAAAGCCCGAAUAGACAGAGGCCUCCGAAGCUCCGUCUUCCAGAUCAUCUAAGCACCUAACCCAGAUAGGUAAACAGGUCACCUUACUUAUGUACCCAAUUAAUGGACAUUCACUCGCUGGCAUAUUACCUGGGACGAUUCUACGAUGCGGUGUUACG